GGGAAAAAGGAGAGAGUAAAGAAUAUGCAUGCUGCAGGACUUUGGCCUGCCCCAUGUGCAGGAGGCAGAGGCACUUCCCCCCCUGAGUUUAGAGGACACUGGAUCUCACAACAAAAAGGAAUGGAACCAAAGAUUUAGAGCGAGUAGCAUGUUGAGGUCAAGCCAAAGUUCUAACUGUCGCACCGGGGCCUUGAUUUCACUUGCUUUGGAUGUUUGUUGGUCUCUUCCCUGUGUGGGUUAACGUUGCACAACACAAAGUGCCUUCCCUGGACUACCUCUUUCAAACUUUCUUCCAGACAACUGAGGAGUCAAGAUGCCCAUCAACUUCACCGUAGUGCCUGUGGAGGAUGCAGAAGGCAGCGGCGGCGGCAACAGCAGCAGUAGCGUGGCGGCGGUGGGUGAAGGCAGCAGACCUGUCAGUCUGGGCAAAAUCUUCAGGGUGGAAGAAGAUGACGACAACUCACAAGGACCUCACUCCGGAGAUGACGGUCAGAGAGAGUCCAGUCCCUUCAUCAACACAGACAAUGAUAGAGAACAUUAUUAUGAAGGCAAGAACAUGGCCUUGUUUGAGGAGGAAAUGGACAGCAACCCGAUGGUGUCAUCUCUCCUCAACAAGCUGGCCAACUACACCAACCUGACCCAGGGCGUUCGAGAGCACGAGGAGGCCGAGUACGAGGAUGGGAUCAGGAGGGUCGCUGUCAUGGUGCCCCAGAUGGGAACUUUCAUCGGCGUCUACCUGCCCUGCAUGCAGAACAUCCUGGGUGUGAUCCUCUUCCUGCGUCUCACCUGGAUCGUGGGCACAGCGGGAAUCCUGGGCUCCUUCGCCAUCGUCUCCAUGUGCUGCAUCUGCACUUUGCUCACAGCCAUAUCAAUGAGUGCUAUAGCAACCAACGGAGUGGUCCCAGCCGGCGGCUCGUACUACAUGAUCUCCAGAUCUCUGGGGCCUGAGUUUGGAGGAGCGGUGGGUCUCUGUUUCUACCUGGGAACCACCUUCGCUGGAUCCAUGUACAUACUGGGCACCAUUGAGAUUCUGCUGAUCUACAUCGCUCCGAAGGCACCGAUGUUUGAAGAACUGUCCAACAAUAUGCGUGUGUAUGGCACAUGCUGCCUGCUCCUGAUGGCACUGGUAGUAUUUGUAGGGGUGAAGUAUGUUAACAAACUGUCUCUGGUGUUUCUGGCCUGGGUGGUUCUUUCCAUCUUGGCCACUUACGCAGGAGCCAUCAAGACGAUCAUUGAACCACCGGAGAUUAACACCUGUCUGUUGGGAAACCGAUCUCUGAAGAACUAUAUGUUUAAGACGUGUGCCAAGACUGCGCUCGUGAAAAACGUCACAGCAUUCACAGAGCUGUGGAGCAUCUUCUGCGAAAGCGACGAUGCCAAUGCAACCUGUGAUGAAUACUUCACCCUCAACAACCUGACGGAAAUACAGGCCAUACCGGGGCUACUGAGCGGGGUUAUCAAUGACAACCUGUGGGGCGAAUACGGUCCAGCUAAUACCAACAUAGAAAAGAAAAGCCAGCCUUCAGUGCAAGUCCAGGACUCGUCCGGGGACACGUCCAUGCCCUACGUCUCCAAUGAUAUCGCAACCUACUUCACUCUGCUGGUGGGAAUAUACUUCCCCUCCGUCACAGGUAUCAUGGCCGGCUCCAAUAGGUCUGGUGAUCUCAGAGACGCUCAGAGGUCCAUCCCAGUAGGAACCAUAAUGGCCAUUCUAACCACUUCGUUCAUUUACAUCUCCUUUGUGGUCUUGUUUGGAGCCUGUAUUGAAGGAGUGGUGCUGAGAGACAAGUUCGGUUACUCUGUGAACAAAACCCCGGUCAUUGGCAUUCUGGCCUGGCCGUCGCCCUGGGUGAUUGUGAUUGGCGCGUUUUUCUCCUGCUGCGGGGCGGGGCUUCAGAGCCUCACUGGCGCCCCCCGGCUGUUGCAGGCCAUCGCUCGGGAUGAAAUCAUCCCAUUUUUGCAGGUGUUCGGUCAUGGGAAGGCUAAUGGGGAGCCCACCUGGGCUCUGUUGCUGACAGUGGGGAUCUGUGAGAUCGGGAUCCUCAUCGCUUCUCUGGACGCCGUGGCCCCCAUCCUCUCCAUGUUUUUCCUCAUGUGCUAUCUGUUUGUGAACCUGGCCUGUGCUGUUCAGACUUUGCUCUGUACCCCGAACUGGAGGCCUCGCUUCAAGUUCUAUCACUGGACCCUGUCCUUCUUGGGGAUGAGCCUGUGUCUCUCUCUCAUGUUCAUCUCCUCCUGGUACUACGCCCUGGUUGCCAUGGUGAUAGCCGGUUGUCUCUACAAGUACAUUGAGUACAGAGGGGCAGUGAAGGAAUGGGGAGAUGGGAUCAGAGGUCUGUCCCUGAAUGCAGCACGCUACGCUCUCAUCCGCCUGGAGGAAGUGCCGCUCCACACCAAAAACUGGAGGCCUCAGCUGCUGGUGUUGUGUAAGUUGGACUCCGACCUGGGGGUGAAGCACCCUCGCCUCCUGUCAUUCACGACGCAGCUCAAAGCGGGAAAGGGGCUGACCAUCGUCAGCUCGGUCCUGGAGGGAACCUUCAUGACCCGGGGAAACGAAGCCAAGACGGGAGAGAAGAACUUGAAAGCGACCAUGGCAGCAGAGAAGAUGAAGGGUUUCUCCCACGUUGUGGUGUCUUCCAACCUGCGAGACGGCUUCUCCCUGCUCAUCCAGUCAGCGGGAUUGGGAGGAAUGAAACACAACGCCGUCCUGAUGGCCUGGCCCACGGGUUGGACUGAGGCCCGGGACGCCUCCGCGAGGAGGAACUUCAUUGAAACGGUGAGAGAGACGACGGCGGCCCAACAGGCUCUGCUGGUUGCCAAGAACAUCGACCAUUUCCCUGGCAACCAAGAUCGUCUGAAGGAGGGAACCAUCGAUGUGUGGUGGAUCGUACACGAUGGUGGACUGCUCAUGCUGCUCCCAUUUCUACUGAGUCAACACAAGGUGUGGAGGAAAUGUAAAAUGCGAAUCUUCACGGUGGCCCAUAUGGAGGACAAUUCCAUCCAGAUGAAGAAGGAUCUCCAGAUGUUUCUCUACCAUCUACGUCUGGAUGCUGUGGUGGAGGUGGUAGAAAUGCAUGAAAGCGACAUCUCAGCCUUCACCUAUGAGAAGACACUGGUGAUGGAGCAGAGGUCUCAACUGCUCAAACAGAUGCAGCUGUCCCGCACCGAGAGGGAGAGAGAGGCCCAGUUGAUCCACGAUCGGAAUACGGCGUCUCAUUCCGCAACCAAUGACAGAGAUGCAGGUGCACCGCCGAACCGUGUCCAAAUGACCUGGACCAAAGAGAAACUGGUCAACGAGAGGAACAGACACAGAGAAGGCAUGGACGUUAAAGACCUCUUCAACAUGAGGCCCGAGUGGGAGAAUCUCAACCAGUCCAACGUGCGUAGGAUGCACACGGCCGUGAAGCUGAACGAGGUCGUGCUCAAGAAGUCCCGCGACUCGCAGCUGGUCUUGCUCAACAUGCCGGGCCCACCGAAGAACAAGAAAGGGGACAGCAACUAUAUGGAGUUCCUGGAGGUCCUGAUGGACGGCCUGGACCGCGUCCUGUUAGUUCGUGGAGGGGGUCGGGAGGUCAUCACCAUCUACUCGUAGUGCCAAGAGGUUCUGAAUCCUUUUGGAUGAAAACACUGUUGGCCAGUGGAACCCCAGAGGACUGUUGGUGGAGGGAAAAGGCAGGACUUUGAGAUUUAUAAUGGGCAAAGAUGUCAGACAGAGGAAGUAUAGUACACUGCCUCUCACUCUCUCGGAGGAGGCCGGAGGCCCGUGAUCUACCUGCAGCACAGCCUGAGCUCAGUUCAGCGUCUGGGGCCACGGAAGGAUCUCUGCACCCCUUCUUCCAGGGGCUCCCUAACUGACUCUGUACACUGUAAAAAAUGACUACUGUGUGGUUGCACUGGGGAGAUGUUCAUUCCUGAGUUGAAGUGUGUUUUGUCCUUUUUAAGCAUUCCACCAAUUGUUGUCGCUGGUUACAGGCUCAUCGGCUCCAAUGGCGGUUGCAAACAUAGUGCUUUUUAUUUAUCUCAGUAUCUGAACCUUAUCAAUGUAUGACAAGAGCCGUUUUUCAAGUUGGUCAUGUUUGUAAGUUAUUAUAUUUAGAGCGUUUGCCUCAGGUCACUGCAUCAGAAGCCAAAAUGCCAUUGAUCACUGUGGGGCAGUCCAAGGGCAAACUUUAAAAAAAAAAUGUUACCAUUAUCUUUACUUAAAAGAGACCAUGUACAGUGAACACAAAAAUGUAACAAUUUGAUGCACUGUACCAGAUUGUAGCUACAGCAAAUUUGCAUCUGUAGUCCCUUGACAGACCAUAACGAACAUAAAACAAAAACAUGAGAAGGCAAGGAAAGAUGCAACUUUUGUGAUUUUUGUUGAUUUUUGUUGAGUUAACAAUGUAUCUGACUUUAGUGUUUGUAUUGGUGCAAAAUAUUUAGGCAUUAGUACAUAGAGUUAAAAAAAACUGAGCAACAAAAAACCAAGACUAUACAGAACUCUGAUGAGCGAAUUAACAGAGAGGAUUGCGGCCGCUGAUUACGGCCGCUGAUGGCGCCAUCACUUACAUUAUAUCACAGCUCAAACACACCCUUAACGUGUUGCAGUUAAGUUAUAUUAGCCCCUUUAGUUUGCAUCUGAUUGCAAUUAUCCAUUUGGCAAAGUGUAAAUGUCGCCUUUGCGGCAAUUAACUCUGCAGGCAGAACAAUGGUUAAAUGUUCAGGCCGCGAGCGAGAGAACCAGACCGCCGAGGCAUUCCUCUCAGCCUCAGGCUGGGUAUUUAAAUGUGGUGGAGAGAAAACAGUCAUUUGGGAUAUAAUAUAUCAGGCUGUAUAAGAAGAUGGCGUUAUGCGUCAGUGGAAAGUCUGGUCAUGACACCUCCUUUAUAAUAAUAAUAAUAAUCAUUUAUUUUAUAUAGCGCUUCUCUAGACACUCGAAGUCGCUUUACAGUCCAGAGUCCAGUAGUCAUACACACACAGUCAUCCCGGUGGUGGUAAGCUACAUCAGUAGCCACAGCUGCCCUGGGGCAGACUGACGGAAGCGUGGCAGCCAAUCAGCGCCUACGGCCCCUCCGACCACCACCAACAUUCAUUCAAAUCCAUACGAACCGGGGUGAGGCUGCGGUGCACGUCUUUAUGAUGGUGGGGGAAACCGGAGUACCCGGAGUAAACCCACGCAGACACGAGGAGAACAGGCAAACGCCACACAGAAAGGACCUGGAACGACCGGGAUUCGAACCCAGGGCCUUCUUGCUGUGAGGCGACAGUGCUAACCACUGAGCCACCGUGCUGCCGCUUCAUUUGCUUCCAACUCUCUGAGGGGGCAAAUCAUUUUCCUUUAACUGCGAAUAUGACAUGUUUGCAGGCCAACCCCCCCCCCCCCCCCCCCCGGAAGUAAGCUUCACACUGACCCAUGAAUAAAUAGGCGAUGAGAAUGUUUCCCUAUUUUGGAAAUUCUGAUUUGUGCAGAAAAGUUGGCUCAAGUUUAUGAUACUUACCCUUUUUAGUUCAGGAAGAUAAUCUUCCCAAAAUGACCACCACUUUAUUGAUGUCUGCACCCCAAAAGAAUGCAUAUUAUCACAUUUAAAUAUGUGAACGUAGGACUGAUCUGCUAUUUGUUCGACAGCGCAGUAAGGGGUGGAUUUGAGAAGUUUAUUGUUUUUAUUUGUGACCCAUAUAUAGACGUAUAUUGUAUGUGUUUUGUUUCAACAUAUAAUGGGAUUCUGUACUGCGCUGUUAGCCAUUCGGCAAAAUAACGGCAUCAACAACAAAUCCGGAGAAAAAUACAAUGUGUCCAUAUCUAUCUGUACAUAAGGUACCAUUUGUGCCUGUCAACAAUUGAGUCUGUUUAUUCAGAGAAACUCCCAUAAAAUGACAUGAAAGAUGUUGACACACAAAGAGGCGAGAAAAUGUCAAAGCAGGAAGUUGUGAGACAAAAGAAAUGAAACUCGAUCAGUGUUUGGUGAGAUUUAGAUCACUAUGAUUAUUAUUAUUAUUAUGUUUUGAUUACGUUUUAUUUUCUAUAGCCCAAAAUCACAAAUUACAAAUUUGUCCAAGAGAGCUUUACAAUCUGUACACAUACGACAUCCUUGACCUCUUUGACCUCACAUCGGAUCAGGAAAAACUCCCAAGAAACGAUGAUGCAUGCUGGUAACUGAGCCGUCACGCAUCAAAACUUGAAUGUUUGUAUCCAUCAUUAAAAUGUGCUGAUUUCCUA
Molecule: messenger RNA, 6199 nt
Organism: Pseudoliparis swirei
Lineage: Eukaryota; Metazoa; Chordata; Actinopteri; Perciformes; Liparidae
Product: solute carrier family 12 member 7-like
Exons: 26
Coding region: 314-3592 (1092 amino acids)
Biological process (GO): chemical synaptic transmission; chloride transmembrane transport; potassium ion homeostasis
Cellular component (GO): membrane
Molecular function (GO): potassium:chloride symporter activity
Source: RefSeq, a predicted model, not a curated record